AUGGAGUCCUACGAUGUUAUCGCCAACCAGCCUGUGGUGAUCGACAACGGGUCCGGUGUGAUUAAAGCUGGUUUUGCUGGUGAUCAGAUCCCCAAAUACUGUUUUCCAAACUAUGUGGGCAGACCCAAGCAUGUUCGUGUCAUGGCAGGAGCCCUCGAAGGUGACAUCUUCAUUGGCCCCAAAGCUGAGGAGCACCGAGGGCUGCUGUCCAUCCGGUAUCCCAUGGAACAUGGCAUUGUCAAGGACUGGAAUGACAUGGAGCGCAUCUGGCAAUAUGUCUAUUCUAAGGACCAGUUGCAGACUUUCUCAGAGGAGCAUCCUGUGCUCCUGACAGAGGCGCCUUUAAACCCACGGAAAAACCGAGAACGAGCUGCUGAAGUUUUCUUUGAGACCUUCAAUGUGCCAGCCCUCUUCAUCUCCAUGCAAGCUGUGCUCAGCCUUUAUGCCACAGGCAGGACCACAGGAGUGGUGCUGGAUUCUGGGGAUGGCGUCACCCAUGCUGUGCCCAUUUAUGAGGGCUUUGCCAUGCCUCACUCAAUCAUGCGCAUCGACAUCGCUGGCCGAGAUGUCUCUCGCUUCCUUCGCCUCUACCUGCGUAAGGAGGGCUAUGAUUUCCACUCAUCCUCAGAGUUUGAGAUUGUCAAGGCCAUCAAAGAAAGAGCCUGCUACCUAUCCAUAAACCCCCAGAAGGAUGAGACGCUGGAGACGGAGAAGGCUCAGUACUACCUGCCCGAUGGCAGCACCAUUGAGAUUGGUCCUUCCCGAUUCCGGGCACCUGAGCUUCUGUUCAGGCCAGACCUGAUCGGCGAGGAGAGCGAGGGCAUCCACGAGGUGCUGGUGUUUGCCAUCCAGAAGUCUGACAUGGACCUGAGGCGCACCCUUUUCUCUAACAUUGUCCUCUCGGGAGGCUCCACCCUGUUCAAAGGUUUUGGUGACAGGCUACUGAGUGAAGUGAAGAAACUGGCUCCAAAAGAUGUGAAGAUCAGGAUAUCUGCACCUCAGGAGAGACUGUAUUCCACAUGGAUCGGGGGCUCUAUCCUCGCCUCCCUGGACACCUUUAAGAAGAUGUGGGUCUCCAAGAAGGAGUACGAGGAAGACGGUGCCCGAUCCAUCCACAGGAAAACCUUCUAA
This is a messenger RNA of Pipistrellus nathusii (Nathusius's pipistrelle), 1131 nucleotides long. The record is from the annotation of a GenBank genome assembly. NCBI's taxonomy places the organism in Eukaryota, Metazoa, Chordata, Mammalia, Chiroptera, Vespertilionidae.